GCUCCGAUCAAUGAAACUCGCCAGCUCGAGUAAAUCGCGUAGUAAAAUACGGUCGCAGACCCCUAGCCUGCAGCUAUUCCUAAUCAGUGAUUAAAAACAAAUGCGGCAUAAUACACACGAAAUCCUAAUCGUAACCAAGUGCGUGUUUUAUAAGUGCGUGAAAUUGUGUCGUGUGUUUAUUUCUAUACAAUCAUGAACUACUGUGAAGAGACGAGUAACUGCAGACUGUUUCUGUACUGCUACUACUACUACACACCUGAAGAAUCAAGGGGGUUGCUUGGAAGGGAGUAGGAGUAUAUUCAACCCUGAUCAUGUCAUGUACAUAAUGAUGCACUACUCGUGUUGAUAGCUGACGAGGUUUAGGGGGAUGAUUUAAAUAGGCCAUGGGCAAGGACCAGGAGCUCCUCGAAGCAGCGAGGAACGGCAACGUAGCCGUCGUCGAGAAGAUACUUGGCCAGCGCGCCAAGAGAAGUGGUCCUUUGGCAAGUUUACGCCGAGGUCAAGGUGCUAAUGUCCAAGACUCGAGUGGUUAUUCAGCUCUACACCAUGCAGCUCUGAACGGCCACAAGGAAGUAGUGAAGCUACUGCUCCAGCACGAGGCCUCGACCAAUAUCGUCGAUGCCAAGGGCUCUUCUCCGCUUCAUUUAGCGGCAUGGUCUGGGAACUCGGAAAUUUUGCGAUUAAUUCUGAGUCAAGGACCGUCGGUGCCGAAUGUCAACCUAACGACGAAGGACAAUGAGACAGCGUUGCACUGUGCUGCUCAAUACGGGCACACGGAAGUAGUGGCGCAGUUGCUGCAGCACGGGUGCGAUCCCAGCAUCCGCAAUAGCCGUGGCGAGUGCGCCCUGGACCUCGCGGCACAAUACGGCAGGUUAGACACGGUGGAGCUGUUGGUGCGUAAUCAUCCCGAGCUAAUUGAGUCCCUGCGCAGUGCCUCGUCUUCUUUAAUCUUUCCGCACACGCCUCUACACUUGGCUUCACGUAAUGGCCACCGAGCUUGCGUGGAGGUGUUGCUCGAUGCAGGUGUGGACGUCAACACUCGGACGUCAGCGGGGACGGCGAUGCACGAAGCGGCGCUUUGCGGUAAAAUGGAAGUCGUGAGGACGCUCCUGGAUCGAGGAGUGGACCUCUCGAUAAAAGACUCGCGGCACAACACGGUGCUCGACUUGCUCAGCCAGUUUCCGGUGCACGUGACCCAGGACAUAACUGCUGUGAUCAAAAGACAUCGCGCGUCGUGCGGAAUCGAAAGUGACGCCGAGAGUGAGAAUUUACCGCCAAUUCCUGUGCAAGGCAGCAACUCGCUGGGUAGCCCGUAUGAAAAUGUGCGACCUGGUGAUGACCUGUCCCCUAUGGAUCCUUCGAUUGGAGAGCGAUCAUCGCCCUCGCGGUGGCAGCUGUACCACAAGCCCCGAGACGAUGAUCGCCGGGUAUCGGCCAACUCUGCGAUGUCACUCGAAGAGGAGUCUUACUCGGGUGAAAUACUGGACGAGGAUGCAUGGAGGCACCUCCACCUGACCGAGGACUCGGGCCUAAGUUCUGUCUUUGACAGUGUCUUUAUGUCAAUGUCAAUGUCCGACACACUGAACUCGAUAAACACCCUCGCAAGCUCAGACCAAACACCCGAAGACAGACCACUUAACACUACCACCACCACCAUCAACACCACCAUCACCACCCUGAUCAUAACACCGUCACGAGACACUAUACGGGGUUCGGACAGCGGCCUUUACCAAAUACCGCCGGUCUCCCGAGGUAUCGAUGUCACCAGUGGUGGCUACGCUUCCGAGGAUCAGCUGUCCCUGACUCCAGGCUGCUACGGUGGUCGCGAAUCUGACCAGCUGAGCGUGUCCUCGUCGUCGAGCAUAGGCGGUCCAAGUCCACGGGAUCGACGCUGCAUACCCAGUGAUGCCUCGUCAUCGGGAAUCUAUCUACCGAUGGGACCCAUCUCCAAUUCAUUGCACAGUCCCGCCUCCAGCAGUAAGGUUUCGCCAACACCCCCGAAGAAGCCACCCCGGCGCAACCUCUCCGUAUCCCCGACCCACCUGCAGAGCCAAAUGUCGCUUUCGGUCGACGGCCACGUGGGCCCGGGUAACUACGAAUACUUGUUUCUGGCCCGCACGGGUGGCGCCGGCCGGGGUCAGAUCGACCUGGAGGAGCUGCAGGCCCGCCGUGGCCAGCUGCGCCACGUCACCCGCAGCGUCGACCAAUACGUGGACAUGAAGCCCCGGGGCGAGCACCGCCCGGCAGAGAGCGACGCCGAGCCGGUUGCCAUAACCUCGCUCCACGGGAACAGACCGAUGCGGGUGACGAACCCACGACGGAAGCUACGCAGACACGCCUACGAGCGUUACUCGGGCCAUGAGAACUACGAGAUGGACAGUAGCCCCGUGGCGGACAAGUCGCCCGGGAGCGAGGGUGGCCCGGAGAGGGCGACCUACGUUUCCAGCGCCUUCUUCACCCUCAAGUCGUCCCAAGAGAGCCUGCUCGACGAUUCGAAGAGGGACGGGCCGGAGGAGGCCACCGACAAGAGGCUCAAGCGCGUGCAGAUGCUCCUGCCCACGAGCCCGACCCACUACGCCCAGCCACCCACGCCCGACCAUCCGCCACCCUCGGCCCUCCAAGCCGAGAAAUCCAUUCACGAGCGCAUUCGGCCACUCAGUCAGGUUUAUAAGCGUCGCUCACGAGAUAUGGAGACAGAAACAGACGAGGAACUGCUACUGCAGUUUCCUGUCACAGGGACUAUGGCGCACAACAACAAUAAUAACAACAAUAACAACAACAACGGCAACUCAUUGGACGCAUCAAGUGGCUCGCUAUCCUCGGUCUCGCUCUCGGACAAGAGCAUGUCUACGGACACCAACGUCGAAGAGUACUUCGGUGAUGUGCCCUUCGCAGGUCUAUUGAAGGGCUCGGUGUCCGUGGCGGAGCGCCCGCGCACGCUGCGUCGGCUGCGCAACGUCUACUCGCCGGCAGCGGUUGCAGGUGUCCAGAGCAUGGGCACCGGAGCCGAGCCUGCCGGUGAUGGCGAGCCCCGGGACCUGCCACGUGCAUCCUCGGGUCCAUCCACUGGACCAUCCGCUGACAAAGAUACCGACAAAACCCUGAGCGUCAUGAGUCCCUUCGACGAGCAGGAGGAGUGGGCCAAGAUAUCGGAGAUCAUGGCCUCUUUUGGCACUGGCCUCGUACGCGAGUCCGUCUUUGUUAAGGAGCUGGAAAACGAGUUCCAGGCAAGGCUUGGCUUGAGCUCGGAUACCGGCAGCCCGUGCGCGCUAACGUUAGUGGGUCAAUGGUUAUCGAAACUAAACUUGGCAGAGUACGAGUCGCUCUUCGUCAACUAUGGAUACGACGAUCUAGAAUUUAUUAACGGAUUGUUGGAAGACACGGACCUCAAGGAGAUGGGCAUAAUGAGCGAAAAGGAACGAGCAGUUAUCCUCGACGCGGUGUCACUUCUGAACAAGCGAGUGGAGAAGCAGAUUCCGAGUCACCAGUCAGCGAACCAGACGGUGGACGAAUGGCUCGACUCGAUACACCUGUCCGGGUACGCGGAUCUGUUCAGGCGGCACCUGUACACGGACAUGGAUCGCGUGCGAAGGGUCUGGGAGGUCGAGCUCGCGGCUGUGCUUGAGAUACAAAAACCGGGACAUCGGAAACGCAUUUUGACGUCGGUGAACAGCGACAGUACCAACGGCCAAGGCACGAUCACCAAGUCGUAUUCUGAAGCAUACGUACGCAAUGGCAGAGCUGAGUCGAACCUCGACGAUCUGAACAAGGACCUUAACACUUUGAAAACGAAUAUACAACAACUGAAGGAUGAGAUUCGCGAGAAGCUGCCAGACUCGGUGCAGAACAACGGCGUGGCGACGCCAACGUCAACGACUGCAGCGACAUCCUCGACAACCACGGCAACGACAACAGCGACGACAAACACUACCGGAACUCUGAGGCACAGGAAGAACCGGCCGGCACCACCACCACCGCUAAAGCCACAGAGCACACAGCAAAAUGGUACGACUGUGCAAGCUCCCGAGCAUCUCGAGAUUCGUGGCCCGUCCGAGCUACUGUUUGGAGUCCCCUCGACGCUCAAGACUCAGUGGAGACAUCAGCCCAAGGAUCUAGUCACUGGAUGCGUUACAUACGUCGCCAACUACUUGGGCUCGACGGUUGUGAAAGAAUUGCGUGGCACGGAGUCAACAAAAAAGUCCAUUCAAAAGUUGAAAAAGGUUCAGGAUUGUCGAGACCAUAGGUGCACCCCGGGCAUAACGCUGUCCAUAUCCUAUCGUGGCGUUCAAUUUCUUAACCCACUGACGGAUGAGCCAAUUUGCGAGCACGAAAUACGGAACAUCCAUUGCGCUUGUCAAGAUGCAGAUGAUCUGACGCACUUUGCUUACAUUACCAAAGAUCACGCGAGUCGUACACACUUCUGUCAUGUAUUCUGCGUGCCAACAAUGGACCAAGCAACCGAAAUAAUCCUGACGCUGGGUCAAGCAUUCGAGGUUGCUUACCAAAUCGCCUUGAAAGACAAGCUUGGCGGCCAUGCGACCCGCUCUCAAUCAGCCACCCAGCUAGCCAGUCUCGCGUCCUCCACAUCUAACUCCAGUGGCAACGCCAAGCUGACGAGCUCCCUGUCAGUCGAGACCAGCCAACCACCCAACAACGACCGGCCGAGCAACCACCACACCCACACCGCUCCGAGAACAAAGCCGCGCUCCAAAACUCUCAUCUGCAACCCCUUCAUUGGCACCGGUGGGUCGACCAAUAAUUCCACCUCUCCCAGCUCGAGUCUGGCCGCCCGACAGCAGCUGAACAGAAUGCCCAGUCCCAACAAGACCACGACGACCAACUCGAACUCUCACUUUAACAGUUCGAGUAACUCGGCCAACGCCCAGGCGAUCAAGCUGCUAGCCACGCACGGGAGAUCGCAUUCCGUCAACGACAUCAAACUCAACGGUAGCCAGAUGAAAGUCAGACCGGCGCCGGUCGACGACAUUGGCAUCGGCGUCAAGGACAUGAAGCCUGGCUCUAGGGCGCCCAUCGCAAUAUCGGAGGAGCUUUAAGCGCACUCUUUUUUUUUUUUUUUUACUUUACGUUUAUUAAUUUUUGUUUUUUCAUUGUCUGUCCAACGAUGAUGCGCGGUGGUAUUCCGUUCGACGAUCGGUUGAAUUCGCCGAGUUUUUUCCGCAUCUUUGUCAAUGUUACGUGUAAAUUUUGUGAAGUUUGUACAUAAGAAAGACUACGGAAGAGGGACAAAGGGGGGGGGGGGUGUAUAGUUGAAAAAUGAAAAUGUAGAAGGUUGAGUCGUAGUGACGAUGCUGAUGAUGAACGAAUCUGUGACAGACGAACUGUUGACGGUGACAUAAUAGACAACGACGAUUUUUUGAAAUGAUGCGAUACAUACAGUAACGUUGCACUGCUGCAACAGCUAGUGGGGUUUAUUUUCACGAGGUUAUUAUUUUUAUCAUCACUGUCAUUUUUCAUUCAUUGUUUCGCUCCAUCACGUUUGUCAAACAUUUACGUUUCAUGUUUGUAGAUUAA
This is a messenger RNA of Copidosoma floridanum, 5532 nucleotides long. Its product is annotated as ankyrin repeat and sterile alpha motif domain-containing protein 1B. Gene Ontology annotation, molecular function: protein binding. Gene Ontology annotation, cellular component: cytosol. Lineage: Eukaryota; Metazoa; Arthropoda; Insecta; Hymenoptera; Encyrtidae. The record is from RefSeq and is a predicted model, not a curated record.